AUGAUCGAGUCCGGAGCUCUUGGGACGGAAGAUCCUGGAGAGCGCCAGAAACGCGGGCUCAAGACGAAUCCAGAUGGAGAUGUGGACGUGCCGGGAGUGGAUUAUAACACAUUUCGCUACCCUCCUUGCCCAAAGUGCCUGGCCGACAAAGACCGGAAAGUCGAUGUGGACACCGAUGGAGCAUGGUCGCAAGGCUCUGAAGCUGGGAUUUUGAAGCCCGCUGUCAUCAUGUUUGGAGAGUCGAUUCCGGCCCAAGUCAAACUAGCCGUUGAGUCGGCCAUAGAUGAGGCGAGCAGCUUGAUGGUGCUGGGAUCCAGCCUCGCCACGUACUCGGCUUGGCGGCUGGUAAAGAGGGCGAAGGAUCAGGGCAAGAGAAUUGCCGUGAUCAACAUGGGAGGCGUACGGGGUGAGGAAGCCUUCUUUGCGGGAGUUCCGAGGAGAACAGAUGGGUCGGAUGGUGUCAGGUGUAAUCUACCGUUAGAACAGAGUUUGCCGGCCCUUGUGGAGCGACUUGAACAAGAACGAGACGGGGGAAAAGUGUUUAGACCUGCGCCUUGGGCGUAG
Ramularia collo-cygni is the source of this 564-nucleotide messenger RNA. Its product is annotated as related to sirtuin type 4. Bases 1 to 564 code for a protein of 187 amino acids. The record is from RefSeq and is a predicted model, not a curated record. Gene Ontology annotation, molecular function: NAD+ binding. Lineage: Eukaryota; Fungi; Ascomycota; Dothideomycetes; Mycosphaerellales; Mycosphaerellaceae. The transcript has a single exon.